GUUGCCAUCAGAGGAAGAUAAACGGGGAAGUAGCCGCAUCUUCUUUUGGCUGCCACCCUUACUUCUGGUCAUCAUGAUGGUGCUUUUGUUUGUUAAGACAGACGAGCUCCGUUUUGACAUAGGUAUUCUUCCAAUGGCGGCAUCUGCGUUAAUAAUGGCAGCAGAUGUUGCAUUGAACAAGACCAACCCAAUCCACCUCAUAAUGAAAGUAGACUGGAACGUCAUCCUCAUGUUCUUCGGUAUUUUCGUAUGGUUGGGCGGGGUAAACGCCACGCGAGUACCACGCUAUGUGUGGAAGGCCAUAGGCUUAGCUGGUCGUCCUAUUGAUGACGCCAAGAGCAUUGCAAUAUUUGCGGUGUUUGUAAUCUUUGGAUCUAAUGUUUUCAGCAACGUACCCUUGACGAUUAUCAUUUUGGAGCAGUUGCAACCGUGUGCCAAUCAGCUGGAUCUUGUACUAUACCUUGCGUGGUGCUCUACCAUCGCUGGUAACCUCACACUCUUCGGCAGCGUGGCAAACAUAAUUGUGGCGCAAAAAGCGAAGCAGACCCUGAAUAUUCCUCUUACGUUCGGGGCGUUCUUCAAAUACGGCUUCCUUACGACUCUUAUUAUUACAAUACAAGGCAUAUUUGUCAUCUAUGGACUCUUACAGAUAUAACAACUCGGGAUUGUAUGUUCAUUGAACAAACAUGUUAGUAUUACAAGCAAAAUGCACAA
This is a messenger RNA of Haliotis rubra (blacklip abalone), 714 nucleotides long. Its product is annotated as silicon efflux transporter LSI3-like. Bases 74 to 655 code for a protein of 193 amino acids. The transcript is spliced from 2 exons. The record is from RefSeq and is a predicted model, not a curated record. NCBI's taxonomy places the organism in Eukaryota, Metazoa, Mollusca, Gastropoda, Lepetellida, Haliotidae. Gene Ontology annotation, cellular component: membrane. Gene Ontology annotation, biological process: transmembrane transport.